CCCUUAAAAGUCAUGGUCAUCCUCUUCCAGCAGGACUGAUCUCUAAUGUAUCUGCUGGAACAAGACGGACCAACCUUCUGCCUCCCUGAGCUGCUGGAUUUCUCUUUUUAACCCAUGAGGCAGGACGUUGGUUCUGAACACACCGUUGGAUAUCACAAAUACUUGGAUUGCUUUUUGGCCCUCAGUGCAGGAACCUUUUUCAAGCUUCUCCUGUGUUUAACCUGAACAAUGCAGUCCAUCAGAGACUUGAAGCCCAACUUCGGCCCUCCUCCCCAGUCCAUGGCUGCUGGCCCCGAUACCUAUAUGCAGGGCAACAUCAGAUUGACUCUGGAGGACCCUGACCUCUGGAAGUCCUUCCAUGAUUUAGGAACAGAGAUGAUUAUCACCAAACCGGGCAGGAGGAUGUUUCCACACUGUAAAAUUAAUCUAGCUGGCCUAAUUCCAUGUGCCAAGUACAUCUUACUGGUUGAUAUGGUUCCUGUGGAUGGUUUCAGAUAUAAGUGGAAUAAAGAGAAAUGGGAGGUGGCAGGGAAAGCGGAGCCCCAGCCACCCUGCAGGACGUACCUCCACCCCGACUCCCCCGCGCCGGGGAGCCACUGGAUGAAGCAGUCCGUCUCCUUCCUCAAACUCAAGCUCACCAACAACACACUCGACCAGCACGGCCAUAUCAUUUUGCACUCCAUGCAUCGCUACCACCCGCGCUUCCACAUCGUCCAGGCAGACGACCUGUUCAGUGUGCGCUGGAGCGUCUUCCAGACCUUCACCUUCAUUGAGACUUCCUUCACCGCGGUCACAGCGUACCAGAACACCUCGAUCACAAAGCUGAAGAUCAAUCACAACCCAUUUGCAAAAGGCUUCCGGGAUGAAGGCACCAAUAAAAAAAGGCGUUCAAACAAGAGUCCAGCCUGCCAGGAGAAACGAGCCAAGAUGUCCGACAUGUUGAACAGAGACUCUAAGGAGGACAGUCCACCAGACUUCUGCCGGUCAGCGUACGAGGCUUACGACGGAGAAGAAGGAGACAUGGCCAAACGGAAAGAGGCUGAAGGCAUCAAACAGGAGCGUUACUCCCCCUGGGCCGUAGAGCGGGAGCACGGUGUGAGGACCGAGUCCCCCCCCGGGGCCGACCACAGAGACGUGUACAACACGGAGCAGCUGGUCCCUGCCCCGGCCUCCUACCAGCCCCAGAGGGUCCAUGACUUUGGGAAGCCCCCCUCCCCUUCCCCCAGCGUGGGCAGCAGCCACAGCGGGUCAGGACACAGCAGCUUCGAGUCCCGAGUCCCCGACGUCGCCACGGUGCCAGACCACGACGCCUCAAAGCUCCGCACACACGAGGUGGGCCCCCCCCCCUGUGGCCCACAACCCCUCCCGGCCCCCCAGGACUACCCCGGGGUCCUCAACAUGUCCAUGGCCCACCAGGCAGGGAAACCGGGGGUGAUCGGACACCACCUCUACAGUCCAUACGGCCCCGAGCAGCCCCUGGGCCAGUGGAGCAACCCGGGCCCCACACAGUACCCCCCCCCUCACCACCUGACCGCCGACUACACAACGCCCGCUGUGCACCAUGGAUAUCACCAUGGCAACGUGGCUGAGUGGAGCCAGUACCCUCUGUUCUCUUACUCGUGCUGGUGAAGGAUCCGAGGUGAUAAGUGACUGAUACCGGUGCUGAUCCGGGGGGGUGCAUGCCGACAAGAGGCCCAAAAAAAACUGAUUUGAGAGAGGAAUAAUAUGUUUGAUGAGAGCGGCCGGACGUCUCCAGACCGACAGGAUGCUGACUGAAACCAAAGUGUGCUACGCCAUGCUGUUUAAUUGUUAUUAUUGUUGAAUUGUCUAUUUAUUUUCUAUUUCAUCUCAUCUCCAAGUUUAAAUAUUAUUUUUGUAAAAGAAAGAUUAAAACGUGUGUGCAAUUUAUGUCUGUCUUCAAAUU
Messenger RNA from Notothenia coriiceps (black rockcod), 1924 nucleotides. It is a transcript of the gene tbx16, whose product is annotated as T-box transcription factor 16. The record is from RefSeq and is a predicted model, not a curated record. Bases 229 to 1629 code for a protein of 466 amino acids. Gene Ontology annotation, molecular function: RNA polymerase II cis-regulatory region sequence-specific DNA binding; DNA-binding transcription factor activity, RNA polymerase II-specific. Gene Ontology annotation, cellular component: nucleus; chromatin. The transcript is spliced from 9 exons. Lineage: Eukaryota; Metazoa; Chordata; Actinopteri; Perciformes; Nototheniidae. Gene Ontology annotation, biological process: positive regulation of DNA-templated transcription; cell fate specification; pattern specification process.